Cimex lectularius (bed bug) is the source of this 1199-nucleotide messenger RNA. RefSeq names its product iron-sulfur protein NUBPL (gene Nubpl). Gene Ontology annotation, molecular function: ATP binding; 4 iron, 4 sulfur cluster binding; ATP-dependent FeS chaperone activity. Gene Ontology annotation, biological process: iron-sulfur cluster assembly; mitochondrial respiratory chain complex I assembly. The record is from RefSeq and is a predicted model, not a curated record. Gene Ontology annotation, cellular component: mitochondrion. The transcript has 7 exons. Bases 52 to 936 code for a protein of 294 amino acids. NCBI's taxonomy places the organism in Eukaryota, Metazoa, Arthropoda, Insecta, Hemiptera, Cimicidae.
AAAAAAUAAACAGGAAGGUAAUUGAGUGGUUAUAAAAGCUUUGGUAGAAAGAUGCUCGUCAAACACCUGCGGAGAACCACGAACAAAUUCUUCUCAUCUUUAUAUUCCCAAAAUGAAAACCUUAAUGAAAGGCAGAAGAAAAUAAUGGAGAAAGGUUUACCAAAGAAAAAGCCUAUAGAAGGCGUACAAGAGAUUGUACUUGUUGUCUCAGGGAAAGGAGGAGUUGGAAAAUCCACAACUUCCGUCAAUUUAGCAACUGCAAUGGCGCAGACUAAAAAUGUAGAAGUUGGCCUUCUUGACGCAGAUGUUUUUGGUCCCUCAAUACCUUUGAUGAUGAAGUUAAAUGAUUCACCUUUGUUAAAUAAUGAUAAUAAGAUGAUACCUCUUAAAAACUAUGGUGUUAAAUGUAUGUCAAUGGGAUUUUUAGUAACAGAGAAAUCGGCAGUGAUAUGGCGUGGGUUGAUGGUAAUGAGUGCCCUGGAUAAGCUGAUGCGACAUGUCGACUGGAGUCCAACGUAUUGCCUUUUCGUCGACACGCCUCCAGGGACGGGUGACACUCUGUUAACUCUUAUACAAAACCUGCCUAUCUCUGGUGUAAUCAUGGUGACAACACCGCAAAAGGCGGCUGUUCAAGUAACGAGGAGGGGCGCCACAAUGCUUGAGAAACUCGGGAUCCCGAUCAUAGGUCUCGUGUCGAACAUGAGUUCAGUCCAAUGCCCUCAGUGCAACAGCUCGAUCCCGGUUUUUGGAAACGAAGCGAAAUCUCUCGCAGACGAAUUGAACAUCCCCCUACUUGCUGAAAUUCCGGUAGAUUCGGAUAUAUCGAGAGGAUCCGAUCUAGGGACGCCAUCCAUAAUUUCCAGUCCCAACAGUAUCCAAGCCAAUAUUUAUAAGAAGUUAGCAGAUGAUGUUCUUACAUUUUUCAAAAAAAGGUGAAAAUAGUUAUUUCUUACUUGUUUAAUAAAAUUGUUAUUAAUCAAUAGGCUUUGCCUUAAUUUUAUAUAAUUUUAAAUUAUUUAUUGCUACCAUUAUAUGUUAAUUUAUGGGCACCACUAGAAUUGACAUGGCGACGUCAUGAUUUUGCUUUCAUUCAAGCCCAGAGUACUUACUGAUGAACUUUUUUCCCCCAGAAAACCUCCCAUGGGUUGAUACAAUCAUUGCUGUUAUGACCCCCAUAAAAAAAUAAAUAAAUGAAAAAC